AUGGUGCUGUGCCUCUUAGCCGCACCAGCAACCGUCCAAGCUGAGAAGUCAGUCAUUGGAUGCGAAAUUUGUGAAUGGUUGGUCGCUACUGCUGAAGGAUUUGUGAACAAGACCAAGCCACAAAUUGAACAAGAAUUGUUGCAAAUUUGUGCCAAGUUGGGUCCAUAUGAACAAAUUUGCGACCAACUUGUCUUGAUGGAAUUGCCUGAUAUCAUUGACCAAAUCAUUGCUAAGGAACCACCAGCAAUCGUUUGCUCUCAAGUCAAGAUUUGUAACGGAUCUGCUAUGGCUGUUGCUGCUCCAAAGGCUGAAAACAGCGGUAUCUGCAACAUGUGUCAAUUGCUCGUUACUCAAGUUGAAAAUUGGGUUGAAAGCAAUGAUACCAUCAUGACCUUGGAAAAGAAGCUCGAACAAGUCUGCUCUGUCAUUCCUGGACAGUACUCUGCUCUCUGUACCUAUGCUGUUGAGCAAUACUUGCCAAUUUUCAUUCAUCAAGUUGAGAAGCAAUUCCCAGCUUUGACCAUCUGCCAAGAUGUUCACCUCUGCUCCUCCGCUCAAGCAGCACCAGUCGUUCAACAACAACAAGCUGCCGAGUUGUGCCCAAUCUGUAAGGCUGCUGUUGGAUUCUUGAAGACCAAGAUUAACAAUGUUGAUGUCAAUGCUGUCAAGCAACAAUUGGAAUUUGCUUGCUCCUUCUUCCAAGUCCCAGAUUGUCAACAAAUUGUUGAUAAGGCUGCUCAAAUUGCUCAAGACCUCCAAACUGAAGAUGCUCAAACUAUUUGCAGCACUGUCGUUGAUGUCUGCCCAAAGCAACAAGUUGUUACUUUCAAUCCAUUCAAGAAGUUCUUGGAAGCUAAGGAUAGCAAGUACUGCCCAACAUGUCUCCAAAUUACCAAGUAUUUGGAAGAUUUGAUUGUCUCUGAUAUUACUGUUAACGAAAUUAUCAAGUUGGCUGAUGCUGGAUGUGCUCGUUUGGGUGCAUUGGAAUCAUUGUGCAAGAAGUUUGUUCCUCUUGCUGUUGAUGAGUUGAAGAAGUUGCUCUUGGAAAAGUUGCCACCACAAAAGGUCUGCUCCACUUUGAAGAUGUGUGAUGCUGCUGAACUCCUCAAGCUCGCUCUUGCUCCACAAGCUGCUGAUGGCACCAUGUGUCUUGCUUGUGAAUAUGUUAUUAGCGUUGCUGACAAUUGGUUGAUUGCUAACAACACUCAACAAAGUGUCAAGAAUACCCUCGACAAGGUUUGCCAAGAAUUUGUUCCAUCCAUUUAUCAAUCUCAAUGCAUUGCUUUGGUCAACCAAUAUGAAGCUCAACUCAUCCAACUCUUUGAAAGCAAGGUCUUCAACCCACAAACUGUCUGUAAGGCUAUUGGUGUCUGCUCCUCUCAAAAGAUGAACAGAAUCAAGGUUUCAAAGAUUAAGAUGAACUAA
This is a messenger RNA of Naegleria fowleri, 1425 nucleotides long. RefSeq lists its product as uncharacterized. The coding region runs from base 1 to 1425 and encodes 474 amino acids. Gene Ontology annotation, biological process: sphingolipid metabolic process. The record is from RefSeq and is a predicted model, not a curated record. The transcript has 2 exons. Lineage: Eukaryota; Heterolobosea; Eutetramitea; Acrasida; Naegleriidae. Gene Ontology annotation, cellular component: lysosome.